CUCGGCUCCCCGGGGACCGCAGCAGCCGCUGUAGACCGCCAGGUGAGCAGUAGAUAUGGAUCUAGACAGCGUUUCCCCAUUCUCUUCUCUGCAAGCUCUUGCUAAACUGCUUGCUGACCCUCAGGAAGAAGACAGUGAUGACAAUGACUUCGGGUCACAUUCUUCUUCUGUUAGCACUGUGGGUCCCGGGAAUAUCGGACCAGCAAAGAAAGCAGAGCCCACAGUCACCCCUGAUGUGAAGUCUGGAAAUCGUAAAGAUAUCUGGAAUACAGAGGAGGUGCCAGAAGGAUCAGAGUUUGAUGAUAUCUGGGAUCCAAGGGAACAGCCAGAGUAUGAGAUUUUAUUCAAGCAGCAGGUAGGAGCGGAGGACAUCUUCCUGGGGAUGAGCAGAAAGAACCCUUCCACAGCCUGUUGCGAGGACAUGCUGAUUAAAAUCAAACUGCCAGAUACAAAGUCUUCAGACAUUACACUUGAUAUCCAGGACAAAAUUCUUGACCUUCGAACCCCAAAAAAGAAGCUGCUACUGCAUCUCCCCCACCCUGUGGACAGCAAGAAUGGCAAAGCUUGUUUCAUUUCAGAAAAGGAGACCCUGGAAGUCACCUUGAGGAUGAAAAGAGAGUUUGACUUCAUCAAUUUUGCCUAAGGGAAAAUGGGGAAUGUUUUCAAACAGUGAUCUAUAUGGCUACCUGAUUGAUAGCCAAACGUUGGCCUAUUCCCCUUGGGAAUGGUUCAGGAAGGAUAGAUCCUUCCACUGCAGCUCCUAGUUGUGCAGUUAGGCAGUGUGAUGAACCACCCCAUAUGUCUAUUGGAGGUGAAUAGGAAUCAGAGGUGUCUCUGAGCAAGUAUAGUAUAGUAUUUCUAUCUUUGUGCAAUUCUAUCUCUGAGCUUGGGAUCCCAGCCUUACCAUAUAAAUUCUCAGAACUUCUGAAUUUUCUCUGA
This is a messenger RNA of Emys orbicularis (European pond turtle), 939 nucleotides long. RefSeq names its product dynein axonemal assembly factor 6 (gene DNAAF6). Gene Ontology annotation, cellular component: cytoplasm. The transcript has 7 exons. The record is from RefSeq and is a predicted model, not a curated record. Gene Ontology annotation, biological process: axonemal dynein complex assembly; flagellated sperm motility. Bases 56 to 643 code for a protein of 195 amino acids. Lineage: Eukaryota; Metazoa; Chordata; Testudines; Emydidae. Gene Ontology annotation, molecular function: dynein intermediate chain binding; protein-folding chaperone binding.